CAUCUACUCAUAAGUGCUUUGAAUAUUUGAAUGAAACUGUACAGCAAUCUAUAGUAAUACAAUCAACUGCAUGGGGAGACAUCGUAUUUAUUUCAAUUUUUUAAGUUUUAUCAAUGUAUCCUGUAUGGUUAUUAUAAUUCGUCAUGAUUAUUUCUGUUCACAAUUACAUUAUUUCAUGAAAGAUGCCCCAGCUGUGACUGUUGACCUCAGUAAUACGGAUCCGGAAGAAGAUACAAGCCUGCUUAUCUCAUGUAAAGCGACUGGUCGACCUAAUAGAUAUACUUACACAUCCAUGUUUCAAACUUUGGGAGCUGUGAGCAUACCAAAUACACAUUUACCUGCUAAUGGUAUCAUAGAUAUUAAGAAUCUUAAGAUUAAAGACAGCGGAACUUACACUUGUCUUGUUAACAACGGUAUUGCAGACAGAAAUAACAAGCUGGACCAGACUGGAAAUGUUACAGUCGUAAUUAAAGCAUCUCCCAAAGUACUGCUUGAGGAUACAAAAUCUGCAGGAGCAACUUCAAGUAGAGUUUAG
Molecule: messenger RNA, 535 nt
Organism: Mercenaria mercenaria
Lineage: Eukaryota; Metazoa; Mollusca; Bivalvia; Venerida; Veneridae
Exons: 3
Coding region: 71-535 (154 amino acids)
Source: RefSeq, a predicted model, not a curated record